AUGAAUCCUUCCUAUCGUACAGGGAAUUCUAUUGAUGGGACAGAGGAAACUGGGAUGAACGUGGACGUGCUACGUUUGUUGGCAGCCAGAUCGGCAGAAAUGAUGGCUUGUGAAUCUUCCAUUCACAUAACAACGGCACGAGCCAUUGCUCCACUUCAGAAACUCCCCGUCCGCCUUCGUAGGCGCGCCGCUAGCCACAAAAUUCAACGCCUGCCAAGACGUUUGCACCAGGGAGUCGCUCAAACCUUGAGCAAAAAGCUUGUCGGUCAAGCCAAGAAAUGCCGUCGCUUUCGUCGCCGUCCCCAAAGACUGGCAGCAUUGGCAGCACAUCGCGCCCAAAUCCCUGUUAGCAAUGUUGAGGGUAAUAGUGUUCAAGCCCGUUGGAUUCCAACUGCUCUAUGGCAUGCUAAACGCUUCCAUAUCGUCCAGAACUGGGGGUGGCGAAUACCCUACGCUCCCACGGAUAAAAUGUUCAAAACCCUCCAGCGAGCUACUACUGACCGCUGUAUGCUGAUUGAUCAAGGAUAUUUAAAUUGUUUCGCUCUUACUGGACCUGUGGAUGUGUUAAAUCGAUGUAUAGAAGAAACAACCCUUCCAUAUUACGUGUCCAGCAUUAGCCCCAACCAACCAGAUGAUACCUCACAGUCUUCAGAAUUUCAAGAGACUGUUCGCCUACUAUGCCGUGAAGCCAUACAACCUCGAGCCCCAAUCGGUAUUGCUCGUCUUCCAAACAUCUCCAGACCUAUUCUCGGUCCUCUUCGAAUACUCAAAGGUCCAGUUCGUCAGUUCGGGAAUGGAGAGAAGCAUUCGACGGUCUGGUUCUGGUUGCAUCCUACCAUGUCUUCUGACGCUUGGAAGAUGGUCUCCUCCCUAAGCUACGUUCGUACAGACCAGGAGGAAACAUCCGAAUCAACUAACAUCAAACUAUCAGAUUGUACCGGUCAUCUCUGCCGAAUGAAACUAAUUGGUCCAUUCUCCCAUCAAAUUCUUGCAGAUAUCCUUCAACCUCAUUCAGAGGUGCCUGAAAGUGGGGACUGGUCUCUGUGGAAGGCUCUGGGUGACUAUCAAAAGUCCAGUUUGUUUCCAUCGGGCUGUGCUCUGACUCUACUAUGUUCGCCUUUCUUGACGAAUAGGCCCCGAGUGAAAUUGUUCAACCGGAAUUGGUUAAUUCCUGAACCUAAGAUGGGCAAAGACUCCACAAAUCUGAGUAGUAGUUUUGUCUCAAAGUCUCUGUCUCAAUUUGAUUUUUCCCAAAUUCAACAAGGUAAACGCGAUUUGACUUUCAGCGACCAGAUCAUUCAGUGGUUCUCAUCAGCACAGCCUUGCUGCUUCUCUAAUGCCGGUGUACCAAUCAUCCUAGUACAAAACGCAACCCCCAGCCUAUCCAGUCAGAAAUCUCAAUGCAUCGGUUGGGACAUAGUUCUUCCAAGACAACUUCUCAAACCACUCCCUGAUGAUAACAAGAAUGAGACGCCAGCAGUCAGCACAUCAGCUCCUCGUGACCUUGUGGUGGCCUGCGUUUACCGAGGUGUACGAGUAGGGGGUUUGAGGGAUCAGUUGCGAUGGUCUUGUCUCACUACAGAAGCCGCAGCCAGGGUCGAUGCCUUCCCCUAUGCCCUCUGGCCGGAAACGCCCGCCGCCAAACUUAUCACUGACGAGAAGUUUCAUAUUAGGGUGGAGAGAAAUGAAAAGGGCAAACUAACUGGAGAUGCCAAACGUCGCGCAAGAAUCAACUUUCGUUGUUCGCCGCCAACAACGAAGGACUGGUUGGAGUUAAUGGAGUCCUUCCACCCUUCAGUACCCACUUCCCAAGGAGGGGGUGAUGGUACUGCAGAGAAUUCCUUCUUCUUUGUCCUCCGUGACAAAGCAAUGCUAGUUCUGGUGGUCCGACGUUUGCUGGCCGGAGAUUCUCGAGCCCGCCAUCUCACUGUAGAUCAUCUCUCGAGAUACGAUCCUGACUUGCCUAGAGCCCUUGUCAUGGUAAAAUUGGAAGUUUUAUCACGGGGGAUUCCGGAGUCGAAAGCAGAAAUAUAUGCUCCACUAGAAAUUGCCAGCCCUUCACUCGGUCCACUUCCUAGAGAUACUCCACGAAAACUAAUAGGCUAUGUGGAUGAAGGUGGCUACGCCUUUUCCCAUGGUUUAUGUAUCGCAAUUGGCUUCAUCAGUCUAGCUGCUGUGUGCUCCCUUUCUCAAACAGAGAGACUUCCAAAUGGUCUACAGACUGUUCUAUUCAAGAGUAGCAAAUCGGGAAUUAUUUGUGCUGCAAAAAUGACUGUAGUUAUAUAA
Rodentolepis nana is the source of this 2286-nucleotide messenger RNA. Lineage: Eukaryota; Metazoa; Platyhelminthes; Cestoda; Cyclophyllidea; Hymenolepididae. The record is from the annotation of a GenBank genome assembly.